Habropoda laboriosa is the source of this 3884-nucleotide messenger RNA. It is a transcript of the gene armi, whose product is annotated as probable RNA helicase armi. Gene Ontology annotation, molecular function: helicase activity. NCBI's taxonomy places the organism in Eukaryota, Metazoa, Arthropoda, Insecta, Hymenoptera, Apidae. The transcript has 7 exons. The record is from RefSeq and is a predicted model, not a curated record. The coding region runs from base 109 to 3879 and encodes 1256 amino acids.
CUUAAAACGCGUUCAAUCUUUAAGAAAGGAAUUGGAUUACAUUAAAGCAACAGAGUGGAGAUAUCAACCAAUUGAUCGGUAUAUGGAUAGAAGUAAUAAAAAUUAAAUAUGCUAUCACUUAUACAUAACUUUAUAAAGUAUACUAUAGGAUAUAAGUCAACUACUAAAGGUGAAACAGACGAAAUAAACAAUGUCAUAGCUCGAAUUGAGAAUGCUUAUGAUAAAGAAACACAAGAAGAUGAAUAUUCGAAUAAAGAUGUUUGUUAUUAUAAAACAGGAAACAUAACAUUGAUUGCUACAGAUUAUAUUGUAAUUGAUGACUUUUAUGUGUGUGAUGCAGUAAACAUUUUAAUAAAAAACUUAAAAGUAGGUGAUAGAGUUUAUUACUUGGCUUCACAAGAUAAUGAGAAAGAAUACAAAAUAAAAAAAAUAAUUUCUGUGAUACCUGAUUCAUGGGAUAAUGAUGUGACAGAUUUUGAAGCGAAUAUUGUUGAACCACAAUCAUUAACAAAAUGUGUUAUUGGAAAAGUUAUAGAGCGUAAGAAUCGGCUAUUAGUUGUAGAGCCUAAUAACAUUUCUGUUGACUUAAAUACAGUACAAUCUGAAUUUAUUCCUGUGAUUGGAGACUGGUUAAAGUUAGAAUCAAAAGUAGAAAUCAAUGAAAAUUCUGAUAAUCUAAAUGAAGAAAUUUCAGAAGUAAAAAAAAUAGAACCUUUGCGAUCUAAGUUAGAUAUUGGUACUAUAUCUAGUUAUGAUCCAAUUAAAGAAAUAGGUAUUAUUGGAAAAGAUACUGUAUUUAAUAAAAGAAUAUGUGAUUCUGGAUACAUUCCUUGUGUUGGUGAUAAAGUGAUUAGUGACAGUAUUGAAAGUGAUCAAGGAAUUUAUACAUGGAGGUCAUUGACAGUGGCCCCAAUACUUCAGAUCUCUGGAAAAGAAACUAAAUUACCAGCAUUGUGUAAUACUCUUGUAACAAAAAAGAAUUUAAAGAAACUUGCAAAAAACAAGUAUGAUAUUAUUAUUAGUGACAAUUUAAAUAUUGUUUUAAAUGUAUUGGAAGAAGCUAAUGUUACUGUUACAAUAGAAAAUGUAGGUAAUACUGCUCAUGUAUUGCACAGAGGUUGUUUCAUGAUAAAAAAGGCCCAUUCUCAAUUAACUUUAAUACAACCUACUAAUCCUAAUACAGUUUCAGUAUUAAAUCCUUCUGAUACAUUAACUUACAUAUUUAAAUGCACAGCAAAGUUUAUUGGUACAAGCAAAGAAUUAUUUAUCUUUAAUUUCAAAAGUUUUGAAAUUGGAAGAGUUUUUAAUAUUACUGUUAAACCUAAAACUAUACAAAACAAGUCAUAUUGUAAAAGUAAUAAUAUCAACUUUAAUAAAUGUUGCUUGCCAGACCUAGAUGAAUGGAAUCAAGAUACAUACAUUCCAGGCAUUCGUCCAUGUAGACCACCAUCAUUUAUUAAAGUACGAAAUGCCACAUUCAAAGUUCCUAAAUACUAUUGGGACAUAAUAUCACAGUGCAUCAAUGAAAAAAAAUCACAAACUGAAUGUGAAUAUGACAUAGGAAAUUCUAUACCUUACCUAUUGAAUAGACUCUGUUUUGAAUCAUAUAAAGAUCGUUUUCAUGCUCUAUUAUAUUUAGAAGAAAUUGCUCAAACAAUAAAUAUGCAACAAUAUAAUAUAGAAAGCACAAUUAUGAGACGUUCUGGAGAAUAUCUGGUUAUGCAAGUGCCUGGACUUGCAGAGAAACGUCCAUCUCUUAUUAUUGGUGAUCGUGCUAUAGUAUCUUUUAAAUGGGAUAGUUCUCAAGGAAAAUUGAAAAAAUAUGAAGGAUUUAUUCACAAAGUUGCAAAUUUGCAAAUUUUUUUAAAAUUCAAUCAUAAAUUUCAACAAGAGUAUAAUUAUGAAGAUUGUCAAGUAACAUUUAAAUGUUCACAAUCGACUAUACAACGUUGUCAUAAUGCAAUUAAUAUGGCUGUACAUCGUCUUGGUCUCAACUUUUUAUUUCCUACACAUGUAAUUGAAAAAGAAUCUCAAUUAAAUCUUGAAGAAUUUGAGGAAAAGGAUAAACCAAUUUUUAAAAAAGUGACUCAUCAACGGACCGAUUCUGUAUCAUCCGAAUCCUCUUGUACUAGUACUACAUCUACAAGUAAUAAAUCUAAUAGUACAACAAAAUCAUUUACAAAAAUGUCAGUUGCACAAAGAUUAUUUAAUGUUAAACCUAUAAAAAAAAAUAGAGAAGUUCCAAUCAAAUCUAAUACAGCAACUAAAGACAAUCAAUGUAUUGAAGUAAAGAAUGAAACAAAUAUCAAUACAAAUUCAAUAAAUACAUUACUAGAAAAUUCAAAAGAAACAUCAAUUGAUUCUUGUAAUGCAGAAUUAAAGCCAUUUAUUUCACAAGUAAGAAAACGAAAAUUAAUUUGGUUUAAUAAAAAUUUGAAUCAUUACCAAAAGGAAGCUGUAAGAAAUAUAUUAAAAGGACAUGCACGACCAUUGCCUUAUGUGAUAUUUGGACCACCUGGUACAGGAAAAACUAUUACUCUUUGUGAAACAAUUCUGCAAAUCUUAUCAACUAUACCUGAAAGUCGAAUGCUAAUUGCAACACCAUCUAAUAGUUCAGCAAAUCUUAUAGCAGAAAGACUUGUAGAUAGUGGUGUACUUAAACCUAGUGACAUGGUGCGGCUUAUAGCUUAUCAUUAUUUAGGUAGUGAUUCUAUACCUAAUAAACUAUUACCCUACUGUGCAACUGCAGAAUUAGCAGACGAAACGACAAUUGAGAAAACAAAGUAUAACGGAGUAGGACCAAGAUUAAAUUGUACUAUGAACGUACUUGGUCGCCAUAGAAUUACAAUUGGUACUUGUAUUUCUCUGGGAAUAUUAUACAAUAUGGGUUUUCCUCGUGGUCAUUUUUCACAUGUACUAGUUGAUGAAGCUGGCCAAGCAACAGAACCAGAAAUCAUGAUUCCACUUAAUUUUAUUCACUCUGAUUACGGGCAAGUAGUUCUUGCGGGAGAUCCGUUGCAACUUGGACCAGUUGUACAAAGUAGAAUAGCAAAGAAUUUUGGUUUAGACGAAUCGUUUUUAUCGAGAUUACUACGACAUUUUCCUUACCAAAGAGAUCCUAAUGGUUUUGAAGCACAGUAUGAUUCCCGACUUGUCACAAAGCUUGUUAUAAAUUAUCGCAGUUUGCCAGAAAUACUCGAACUAUCAAGUUCAUUGUUUUAUGAUUCUGAAUUAGUAACACAGGUAUCUUGUAAAAAAAGUAAAGAAGCAAGACUUUUACAAACAUUAGCUGCUGAACUACCAAAAAGGAAAAAUUCUCCACCAGCUAUGAUUUUUCAUGGUGUAAAUGGGGAGAAUUGUAAAGAUAAUGAUAGUCCAAGUUGGUAUAAUCUCGAAGAAGCAACGCAAGUUUAUCUUUAUCUGUUAAAGCUAUAUAAAUGUGGUCUUUCGCCUGAUGACAUUGGAAUUAUAACACCUUAUCAAAAACAGGUUAUUCAAAUUCGAGAGUUACUUAUGGAGUUAGAUGUGGAAUUACCAAAAAUUAGUAGCGUUGAAGGAUUCCAGGGUCAAGAGAGAAAUGUCAUCAUCAUUUCAGCCGUACGAUCUUCAAUUAAUUUUGUAAAUGAAGAUAUCAAACACUCUCUUGGAUUUGUUGCUUGUCCCCGAAGACUUAAUGUUGCAAUUACUCGUGCCCGUGCUUUAGUUAUUAUUUUAGGAAACCCUACACUUUUAGCUCAAGAUCCAUACUGGAGAAGUGUCUUAAUAUAUUGUAUCAAUCAAGAUUCUUAUACCGGAUGUAGUUUUGGUUUAUCUGAUAUAGAAGAUCCUCGAGUAGAAUCAAACAAUUCUUUUGUCGGUAACGAAAUUGACAACUUAUGAUAAUU